This is a messenger RNA of Eupeodes corollae, 977 nucleotides long. It is a transcript of the gene Prx4, whose product is annotated as peroxiredoxin-2. Gene Ontology annotation, biological process: cell redox homeostasis; response to oxidative stress; cellular response to stress. The record is from RefSeq and is a predicted model, not a curated record. Lineage: Eukaryota; Metazoa; Arthropoda; Insecta; Diptera; Syrphidae. The coding region runs from base 166 to 915 and encodes 249 amino acids. The transcript has 5 exons. Gene Ontology annotation, cellular component: cytosol; endoplasmic reticulum. Gene Ontology annotation, molecular function: thioredoxin peroxidase activity.
AUCAGUUAAACCAACCUGCAGAAACAAAAAUCUUAAAUUGAGUAUUUUUAUUUCGUUCACCCUCUUCCUCUGAAAAAAAAAAACAAAAAUAAAAGAAUUUCGAAGAGAAAGCCAAAGCAUUUUUAACGACAUUUAACACCAACACAACGUUCCUACCAAGAGAAAAUGCUGAGGGCAUUAAAGAUAUUCACCCUAACUGGGAUCUUGCUAUUUUUGCCAUUCAUAAGGGCCAAUCUUGCCGCUGCUGAAGAUGAUUCUUGUUACUCAUUUGCCGAUGGUUCUGUAUAUCCAGCUGGACAAGUCAAAGCCGAUCAUCAAUUGCAAUACACAAAAGCUGUCAUUUCAAAACCGGCACCAACUUUCGAAGGCACUGCUGUAGUCAAUGGAGAAAUAACUAAUCUCGCUCUGUCGAGUUAUUUGGGAAAAUAUGUUGUGCUUUUCUUCUAUCCAUUAGACUUUACAUUUGUCUGCCCCACGGAAAUCCUCGCCUUUUCGGAUCGCAUAGAAGAAUUCCGUAAAAUCAACACAGAGGUCAUAGCUUGCAGUGUCGACUCACACUUUACUCAUUUGGCCUGGAUUAAUACACCCCGAAAGGAAGGUGGUCUAGGAACAAUCAAAAUUCCACUACUCAGUGAUUUGACACAUCGAAUUUCCAAAGACUAUGGUGUCUAUCUGGAUGAUUUGGGUCACACUUUGCGUGGUCUCUUCAUUAUUGAUCAACACGGUGUGCUGAGACAAAUCACAAUGAAUGACUUGCCUGUGGGCCGAUCUGUGGAUGAAACUUUAAGGUUGGUUCAGGCUUUCCAAUAUACCGAUACUCAUGGUGAAGUUUGCCCAGCUGGAUGGAAGCCAGGAAGUGAUACUAUUGUUCCAAACCCCAAGGAGAAGAAGAAGUACUUUGAGAGAAACAACUAAAUUAACUAAUAAAGUAGAUUUGUGUAUUUUUUUUUUCUAAGAAAAAUCAAUUUCAAAUUUGA